Molecule: messenger RNA, 1602 nt
Organism: Pieris macdunnoughi
Lineage: Eukaryota; Metazoa; Arthropoda; Insecta; Lepidoptera; Pieridae
Source: the annotation of a GenBank genome assembly
AUGAAGUGCCACAAGCCCAUAUUUAUUUUAAUUGUUAUAUUAUCAGUGAACCGUACUCAUGGCGUAUCUUUAGAUUUAAUAGACUGCGGGAUAGACCAUGACUUGGAUGUAAGCAUAGGCGAUGUUGACAUCACUCAGUACCCUUGGCUUGGUGUACUGUAUUAUUCAUACUUUGGAGAAAUAGGGGAAACUCGUGCUGUAACUACGGUGGCGCUUAUACAGGCGGAGUUUGUGAUCGCGCCCGCCGCUGAUAUUGGACCGAUGCCUAAGACUGAUUUUAGGGCAAACGCCCGUGUCCUUCUUGGGGAGGAUUGGACUCGAGUAGGGCGGCAAGUGCGCAGCUACCUAAUGCAUCCUGAAUACGAUCAGACAUAUAACACCAUCGCACUAGUGCAACUGAGGACUCCCGUCAGGAAUGUAAAUAUAAAACCUCUAUGUCCGCCACCGGAGAUCUUACGCAGCCCUGACCUUUACGUCAUAAAGUUCGCGGAUAAUUACGAUAGACUCCAGAAACGAGUGAUUCCGGUUUCACACAUACCAGGCAAUAUGUGUCGGGAGUUCUAUGUUAAAGCUAAUUUAUACGCAAAAAAGUUGCGUCCGCCGCACGUCGCAUGCGCAGUGUCGUUAGAAAACAAUGAUGUCUGUGUAUGGGACGCGGGUGGUAUGCUCGUCUCACGGGACGUUUGGGGACGUUGGCAAAUGUUAGGUGUAGGAGUACGAGGCCCUGGGUGUGGUGCGCCCUCCCGGUAUCUUGACAUCAUGAGCUACUUCCCCUGGAUCGAAAGCAGUCUUGCUAAGUUCCGAAGAAUCACCAUCUCCAAGAUAUCCAAACACAAAUUUAUACUUAGAAGUGGUAACGCCUUCCACGCAUAUCAACGUUUCGGCGCUUGCGACGAAGAAGAGAAAAUAAAUCUGGUUUACCGUGAAAUGAUCUCACUGCGUACUGACAAUAAUCAGUACCAGUUCCUCACAUAUAAUAUGUCUAUAUAUGACAAUGUGGAGUAUACCUGUCUCACUCUUGAGUUGGUAAACGCGUCCGCAGCAUCUGAGAUGCGAGUCAAACAUUUCUGUCCGAGAUUCUCGUAUGGACCGCCUUGCUAUGCAUACAAGGGUUCGGUCUUCGAAAUAUCCGUAUACCUAAUGUUCUCCGAUACAUGUCGAUUCGAGAUGUUCGCAUGGGGAUUCCAAAAGAAUAUGACCUUGCUCGAUAUUCAGCAGUGGAAAUGGGAAGAAGGAUCUUAUUACGCGGACUUUACUAUGCAGCCUGUGGAGUAUAGGGGUCCUACACACAUGACAACUUUCGGCUUCGAGCCCUUAGAGGUGUCUGUGUGGGUACCGGCGUAUGAUAUUUGGUCCACCACGCCUUUUUCUAAUGUAUCGACUACAGAAAAGGGCAAGGAAAUAAAUGACGAGGAAGAGGGAGCGGAGUUACCAGAUGAACCAGGAGUAUAUGUGCCAAAAGCUACGACAGUUAAGGUCGAAUACACCGCUCCAACAACUAUAGAACCCGCCGUGUUAGACCUAAUAGAGCUUUUGCAAACUGGUUACUCCGACAUAAGGCAUAAGGUUCUCGCCACUGAGCCGACGAAGAAAAAACCUUAA